This is a messenger RNA of Poecile atricapillus (Black-capped chickadee), 2807 nucleotides long. RefSeq names its product probable G-protein coupled receptor 141. Gene Ontology annotation, biological process: G protein-coupled receptor signaling pathway. Gene Ontology annotation, cellular component: membrane. Gene Ontology annotation, molecular function: G protein-coupled receptor activity; oxysterol binding. NCBI's taxonomy places the organism in Eukaryota, Metazoa, Chordata, Aves, Passeriformes, Paridae. The coding region runs from base 126 to 989 and encodes 287 amino acids. The record is from RefSeq and is a predicted model, not a curated record. The transcript has 2 exons.
CAAAAGCUGUUUUUUCACUCUGCUUAUGUAUGCCACAUGCUACAGCUUCAUGAAAUGACACAUUUCAGGGUGAAGUCACAAAAAGAAGAGAUUGUAAGUAACCUUUAAAAGAGGAGCUUAAGAGGAUGCGUAACAGCUGCAUAACCCAACAGAACCAUUCCUCCAAUGACACAGUGCUGGACUCUUCAGAGAAGCUCCACACUGUUCUGAUCAUCCUGUACAUCAUCAACCUGGCUGGUGGCACCCUGGGGGUCAUCAUGAUGGCCCAGCUGUUGUUUCAAAGGAGAUCCCAGUCUGUGAUGACCAUUACAAUCACCAGCCUCCUAGUGCUGCACAGCUUCAUGCUCCUCAGCAUCCCCUUCCGCCUCAGCUACUACAUCUCGGGGGUGUGGAAAUUCGGGAGGUUUGCGUGCAGGCUGACGAGCGCCAUCAUCUACCUGCACAUGUACGCCACCUUUGCCUUUUACGUAGCCAUCAUCAUCGCCCGCCUCCUCCGGCUGGAGUUUCGGAAGUGCUACACGGCAGCCUGGGUGGGGGCUGUCUGGCUGCUGGGAGCGCUGGUCAUCACACCCGUUCUCCUCUCCUACUACGGCACCUCGAAGACGUACCGCCCCUCUGAGUGCUUCCAGUUCCACAGGGAGCUGCAGGAGGCUCACAUGGUGAUCGUAAACUACUGCCUGGUUGGGGUUCUGGUGGCGGUGUGUGCCGUGCUCACCGGAAUCCAGCUGACUGUGAUCUACAGAGCAGCUGUGAAAUACUGGCCUGACAUUAACUCUCAUGUGGAAUUCAGGGCUCAGGCGAAGAGCUUCUUCUUCAUCUUGGUAACGUUAGUCUGCUUCGUGCCUCAUCAUGUAUUCAGAGUAUAUUAUAUCCAAAACUAUGACCUCGAUAAAGACCAUAAACUACUUCUAUACAAUGAGGUUUUUUUAGCUUUAACAACGAUGUGCUGCCUGGAUAUGUUGUGCUUCAUAGCAGGAAUAGCCCACUGAACCGUGAACUACCAGGAAGUCCAGCUGCAGCAUGUCAAUACUGGCUGUUUAGAGAAACAAACUGUGUUGUGAUUUUCCAGAGCUAGGAAGACUGGUGAGUUCACGGCAUGUCUCUAUAGGUCUACAGCAUUGUUUGACUUUUGCAGGCCACUAAGAUUCCUUUUUCACAAGCUACUCUUUUUUUUAUCUUCCCUCUAGAAAGCAGACACACUUGAGUCUUACUCUAGUCUUGACCUAAGAGUCAUGCCCUGAAGCUUCAUUAAUAUUUUCCUUAUGUUCUUCUCCAGUAAUUACAGCACAGGUAUGCAUUCCUUUGUAUUUUUUUUCCUCAAAGUGUCUCAGUAACCACAACCCACUGUGGCAAAUAAGUUGUCCUCUCUGAAGGUCUAACUUCUUCUGGCAAUUGUGACACUGAAGGGAAGAGAUGGAAGAAAGAAAUCCCUUUACAGGAUAUUUGUACUAGUGAUUUUAGACAGCAAGGACAAUAAGCUCUAUUCAAAUGAGAAGUAUUCACAGAAUCACAGAAUGGGUCAGAUUGGAAGAGACCACAGUGGGUCAUCUGGUCCAAUCUCCCUUUGUAUAAUUUAUACAAAAUAUAUAUUAAAUGAAAUUAUGUGAAAACUAAUCAUUAUCACAACUUCACCUUUACUUGUGUUAUGCCAAAGGCACAAGGAGCUUUAAAUUGUGAUAAUUAUAUAUUUAGAGUGAAUGAGAGCUGAACAGGAUUCAAAACUUUUGCCUUAUGUCACUCUCCCAUCAGGACUGGAUCUGUGGUUGCUAUCUCUUAGAUACAUUGUAGCCAAAAGUGUUGCUGCACUUCCAUAACUGGACCUGGAAUUCAGUCAAGGGGAAGGAUCAGACCCUCUCCAGGACAGGGAAAUACUUUAUGAGCCUUCAAAAACCUUUGAUGUUUGGUCACUUUCAGUUCUCUGUUGAUUUAUUAUCAGAUACCAUAUUUUUUCCAUUUAUGCAUAUAAUAAAACAAAACUAAAGUUACUGAACAGUGCUUAAUCAGUUCAGCAUAUGCUUGUAUACAAACUUGUUCUGAAGUAUAUCUUUUCUCUAUUAGAUAGAUUAUAUUCCUUGGGAAUCACAUCUGUUUUGGGAGUCUCUGUUUUAUCUUCAUGAUUUAAAAGUUAUUUUAAUGAUUCAUUCUUCCUGCUCUGCUCAGUGCAUAAAGUCUGUAACCCUUCUGUUGAAGGCCCCAUUGUCAUUUGCUGAAUCCCAGCAGCUUGGGGCCAGAUUUCUCCCACCCCAGACUCCUAGGAGUCACACAAGGCUAUACUUCCUCCUUCACAGCCCUUUAAGUUCCCAUAAUUUUUAGUCUGGCAAUCUUUGCUACAGACAGUGCUAUGAUCCCUAGAUUCAAAUGGAUUAAAGCUUUAUUUGGGAGGAUAAUAAAGUACACUUAUAAAGUAAUGCUGCUAAUACCUCAGAUUGAUGACAUUUCUUUUAAUGAAGGACUUACACUUACUCUGUCAAACCUGAAUAGAUGAUUUUGCCUUGACAUUUCCAUUAAAAAACUUUGUUGAAAACUCUUGAUGGUUUCAGGAUCCUUUCUGUCUCUUUUAAAAAAUGUGAGGUGUCAGGGAUACAGCAGUAAGACUCGAAAUCUGAAAAUUCUGAUCUGAUGGCCUCCUCUAGAAUUACCAUGUCCACUCCUAUUCAAACAGUAGAUUGAUCAGUCCAUGAUUUUCAGCUAGAGCCAGAGCUCAAUAUUACAAAGAUGAAGUGCAAAGAGACAGAUUUUAAAGCUGGAUUUUCCAAAGUCUUUAGAAAAACUGACAAAGCUGGAGGGGGUGCAACAAGUACACUGUU